UCGGCGGGCACUAUGGCGCUGGGCAGGUUUGGUUCAUGCUCUCGAUCAUUCAUACGUGAUCCUUGUAAAGGGCUGUUUUGUGGCAUUACACAGUCAGGCUGGACUGAACGCUGCUUAGGAGCUAAAAGGCAUCUGUUAUCCGAGGAUGUUGUCAAAUUGCAAGACUUUCAACAAAGGAAGCUCGCAGUGGCUCAUCUUGUCACCGGAUCGCAAGGAAAUUUUAUUGAAUUGUUCAACCAGAAACUACAGAAGAAUGAGCUGAUACUGAGAGAUGAACUGAAGCUUCUCCUUCACUUGUGCCAGUCUGCAGACGACAUGGUGACAGCCAGAGAUGCCAUCUACAGGUAUCAUUCAGAGAACCGGAACUUUGCGUACGGAGAGUUCAAGUUUGGCCCUCUCUUCAUGAGGCUGUGCUAUGAGCUGGGCCUUGAGGAGAUGGCUGCCGCUACACUCACUGAUACGAGGUUAAAAGGUUUUUUCAACGAUGCAACAUCAUUUAACAUCGCCAUAGACAUGCUGUUCACAAAAGGGUCUUAUGAAAAUGCCUUGGAGGUACUAAGAGUCAUGAAGAACCAAGGUGUUCCUUUCAAUAAGGACACCUUCACACUGGCAUGUGGCACCUGCUAUAAACUGAACACAACGGAGGCCUACAGGAUCUGCACCGCUCUGAUAGAGGAGGCACAGACCAAAGGACAUGCAAUACCCAGACACGCCUACUGCUUUGCUGUGGCAUUAGCACUUAGACAGAAUGACAGUGAAAGGGCAAAGUCAUUCUAUUCACAAAUUAUGAGUACGGACAGCAGAAUAUGCCAAAAUCUGAAAGUUGUAAUACUGGCAAUGUCAGGAUCAGUGAAAGACGCAAUCUCCAUCCUGUCGGUGGCCGUGUUGUCUAGAAGUCCGUCUUUUGUGAAGAAGCCUGAAUUUUCUCAGGAAGUGGUGGAUCUGCUGCGUCUGCGGAGUGAGGAUGGACCGCUCAUGAUGAAAGUAGAGCACAUACUGUCUCAGCUGGAGCAAGCUGGCCAGGUGACCCAGCAGACUUUGGAUGACAUGUUGUGCCACACACCCACAGGGAAGAGAAAACCGGUAGCAAUGAUGGAGGAGAGGAAGAUCAGCCGAAGGACUCGGAAGCCCCUACAGUCCACUCUGGUGUCAGAGUGAGGGCGGCUGUGAGCCACUCAUAUAGACAUAACUGGCUCUGAAGUGUAGACUUUAGCUACAGCUGAUUUGCCAUCACUAUCUACCUCUCCUUUCAGAUCGACAAAAUCACCACAUUUCAUACUGGGCUUCCUGAUCCCAAUUUUUUUUUUUUUUUUUUUUUUUUUUUUUGCCUUAUCCUAAAAUCUUUUUCCGUCUCCCAACUGGGUUUGUGCAAAAACUUUAACAAAACAAGCAUUGUGCCACCUAAUGUGGGACUAAAUAUCCCCCUAUACACCACUAAAUAAUAAUUUAUUUGUGGCAGUGGGUGAUUUUGGAAACAUGUAUUUAAAAGUGAGAAUGGGCUAUUAAAGAUGUGUAAGAUAUUUAAUAAUAA
Molecule: messenger RNA, 1531 nt
Organism: Myripristis murdjan (pinecone soldierfish)
Lineage: Eukaryota; Metazoa; Chordata; Actinopteri; Holocentriformes; Holocentridae
Gene: ptcd2
Product: pentatricopeptide repeat domain 2
Exons: 10
Coding region: 13-1158 (381 amino acids)
Biological process (GO): multicellular organism development; regulation of mRNA processing; mitochondrion organization
Cellular component (GO): mitochondrion
Molecular function (GO): protein binding; RNA binding
Source: RefSeq, a predicted model, not a curated record